This is a messenger RNA of Arabidopsis lyrata subsp. lyrata, 1468 nucleotides long. Its product is annotated as beta-1,6-galactosyltransferase GALT31A. The coding region runs from base 149 to 1348 and encodes 399 amino acids. The record is from RefSeq and is a predicted model, not a curated record. The transcript has 11 exons. Gene Ontology annotation, molecular function: hexosyltransferase activity. Gene Ontology annotation, cellular component: Golgi membrane. Lineage: Eukaryota; Viridiplantae; Streptophyta; Magnoliopsida; Brassicales; Brassicaceae.
AGUAAUGAAAAAAAAAGAUAAAAAGAAAGAAAAGGAGGAAUCAAUUACGGAAGACGAUGAUGUCGUUUUGAUGAGUUCACCUGUUGUUUUCGCUAAGACAACCUUAAAAAUAAAGAAACUAGCUUUCCUCUUCUCUCAAUAAGAAAAAAUGGGAAUGGGAAGGUAUCAGAAAUCUGCAACUUCUGGUGUUUCAGCGAGAUGGGUUUUUGUUCUCUGUAUUUCUAGCUUCCUUCUUGGUGUUCUUGUUGUUAACAGGCUUUUGGCAAGUUUUGAAACCGUAGAUGGCAUUGAGAAAGGUUCAUCUGAGCCGAAUGAUCAAGCUAGGUCACUUCAUCCUCUUAUUGAUUGUGAGAGUAAGGAAGGAGACAUUCUAUCUCGAGUUUCGCAUACUCAUGAUGUUAUCAAGACAUUGGACAAGACAAUUUCUUCUCUUGAAGUAGAACUAGCUUCAGCUCGAGCAGCAAGAUCUGACGGUAGAGAUGGAUCUCCAGCUGUUGCAAAAUCAGUAGCAGACCAAUCGAAGAUUCGGCCUCGGAUGUUCUUUGUGAUGGGAAUCAUGACUGCUUUCAGUAGCAGAAAACGAAGAGACUCAAUAAGAGGAACCUGGCUUCCUAAAGGGGAUGAAUUGAAAAGGCUAGAGACAGAGAAGGGAAUCAUUAUGAGAUUUGUCAUAGGUCACAGUUCUUCUCCUGGAGGAGUCUUGGACCACACCAUUGAAGCUGAAGAAGAACAACAUAAGGACUUCUUUCGCCUGAACCACAUAGAAGGUUAUCAUGAAUUAUCAUCUAAAACUCAAAUAUACUUCUCAUCUGCUGUUGCAAAAUGGGAUGCAGACUUCUACAUCAAAGUGGAUGAUGAUGUUCACGUAAAUCUCGGGAUGCUUGGUUCUACAUUGGCACGCCACAGAUCAAAACCGCGAGUGUACAUUGGUUGCAUGAAGUCUGGACCUGUCCUUGCUCAAAAAGGAGUCAAAUACCAUGAGCCAGAAUAUUGGAAGUUUGGUGAAGAAGGAAACAAAUACUUCAGACAUGCAACUGGACAAAUCUAUGCCAUCUCCAAAGAUUUAGCAACUUAUAUCUCAGUAAACCGGCAACUACUUCACAAGUAUGCAAAUGAAGACGUCUCUUUAGGUUCUUGGUUCAUCGGUCUCGAUGUUGAACAUAUCGAUGAUCGAAGCCUCUGCUGCGGAACACCCUUGGAUUGUGAGUGGAAGGGUCAAGCAGGAAACCCUUGCGCAGCAUCGUUCGAUUGGAGCUGUAGCGGAAUCUGCAAAUCUGUGGAUAGAAUGCUUGAAGUACAUCAACGUUGUGGAGAAGGCGAUGGAGCAAUUUGGCACACAAGUUUCUAAAAUUCUCUCUGUAAUGUAUAGUUUCAGCUUCUUCUUCUUCUUAUAGAUCAUUAGUAUAGGUUCUGAUUAUGACUGAUGUUCCGUGUUUAACAUUCUAAGCCCCAAUUUUUGCCUCAUAAA